Messenger RNA from Cannabis sativa, 1095 nucleotides. RefSeq lists its product as uncharacterized. The coding region runs from base 1 to 1095 and encodes 364 amino acids. The transcript has a single exon. The record is from RefSeq and is a predicted model, not a curated record. NCBI's taxonomy places the organism in Eukaryota, Viridiplantae, Streptophyta, Magnoliopsida, Rosales, Cannabaceae.
AUGGAUAGGUUUUUGAGCAGCGAUGGUGGAGGGACAAAAACUGAACAAACCCAAGUAACUCCUAAAAAUGCAAAAGAAUUACGUGAUAAAGUUUGCAUGGACAUUGGGAGGUGUUUCUUUGAGAAUGCUUUGCCUUUUCACUUGGUUAAGAGUCCUUCUUUCAUCAGUAUGUGUCGCUCAAUUGGAGAUUAUGGGAGGGGAUUGAAAACUCCUAGUAUGUAUGAGCUUAGGACAUGGAUAUUGAAGGAGGAGAUGAAUACUACAAAUGCUAUAGUUGAGGAUAUUAAGCAGUCAUGGCCACUAACGGGAGUUUCAAUAAUAUCUGAUGGCUGGUCAGACAUUAGAAAUCGAGGCAUAAUCAACAUUUUAGUCAAUAAUCCCAAGGGCACUGUGUUUCUUAAAAGUAUUGAUGGUUCUUCAUUUAGUAAGGAUGCACCAAGGUUAUUUAAAAUGUUGGAUGAUGUCAUUGAAGAAAUUGGAAAGCAUCUAGUUGUUCAAGUGGUCACUGAUAAUGCUAGUGCCUACAAAGCGGCGGGCACAUUGUUAAUGGAGAAAAGAAAGCAUCUAUAUUGGACUCCAUGUGCAGCACAUUGUCUUGAUUUGAUGCUUGAAAAAAUUGGUGAAUUGCCACAACACCAAAGUGCCUUGUCCAAAGGAAAAAGAUUGAGUAAGUUCCUUCACAAUCAUCAAUGGUUGUUAAACUUAACAAGGAAAUAUUGCAAAAGAGAUAUUAUAAGACCUGCUGCCACUAGAUUUGCAACAACAUUUCUUACAUUGCAAAGCAUAUAUCAAGUGAGGCAACCUUUGGAAGCUAUGUUUACUUCUGAAGAGUGGGAAACUUGUCCUUGGGCAUCUAAAGCUAAUGGAAAGGAGGCAAAACACACGAUUUUGAAAGACACAUAUUUUUGGGCAAGUGUGUCUUAUGCCAUUAAGACCAUAAAACCUUUAGUUGAAGUGUUGAGGCUAGUUGAUGGUGAUAAAGAGCAAACUAUGGGUUAUCUCUACAAUGCUAUGGAUACAGCAAAAGAAAAAAAUAUCAAUAUCUUUAGGUGGAGAAGAAAAGGAUUACAAAUAGAUAUGGGAAAUCAUAGAUGA